Messenger RNA from Caenorhabditis bovis, 1284 nucleotides. The record is from the annotation of a GenBank genome assembly. NCBI's taxonomy places the organism in Eukaryota, Metazoa, Nematoda, Chromadorea, Rhabditida, Rhabditidae.
AUGGCCGUUCCGGUGUCGAUAAUUUCAUACGGCGGCGGCGCGACGGCGUUCACCGCGACACCGCCAACUUUCGCGCAGGUUUACUAUGGUUCGAAUUACGUGUCGGACAAAAUCAAUUAUUGCGCUCCGUCGUACGUGCAGCGUAUCAAAAAGCGACUUGCCGCCGAAGGAAGUGCCGCCGAUCCAUCCGAGGAGAAUCAAGACCGUCGUGGCGCACUUUUCUGCCGAUCCGGCACUUGGCUCGAACUAACACCGUCCGAAUACGAUGAGACGUUGGUUGUGCGCGGCACAAAAACCGAAAGCUCGAAAUUCAGCAUAUUCGAUUUCAUCUCGGUCGCGAUUGGUCUCGUCUCGAUUCGUGGCGUCGAGACCAACAAUUUCGUGUGCAUGGACCCGUCGGGCAAACUCUACGCGACGCCGGCUUCGAACUAUUCGACGGAAUGCGUGUUCCACGAGGAGAUGAUGGAGAAUUACUACAAUCUGUACUCGUCAUGUGCCUACGGAAAUCGCUCGGCGCCCUGGUAUCUCGAAAUUCGACGUAGCGGCAAACCGCGAAAAGGCUCGGCGAGUCAGAAGCGGCGAAAAGCAAGUCAUUUUCUAGUGGUUCACUACGAUCUAUCACGGUUUAAAAAUCCAACGAAACCAAAUGGAAACGAUGUCAGAAAUUUGGUGGUCGCCAGCUUAUACCACCGACCGCCAAGUCAUCCAUUCUUUCAAGGGCCGAAUGUUCAGAAGCCGACAAUGCCAACGCAUCGAAUUUCCAGUUUUCGAGCGCGAGUGAGCCACGCCGACGAGAAUGUCCGAUUGCAAAAUCACGCCGAGAAGAAGAAGCGCAGAGAGAAAAAGAAAAGGCGACGCGAGGAGAGACUGCAGCGCGAGGAGAGACGCAGGCGAGAGCGCCAAGAAGAGUUGAAGCGACUGCGCGCCGACGAGCUGCGAAGGUCGAGGCAUCAUCAAAUGUACCGAAAUUCGCUUCGCCAGCAUCAGCUCAACAAUCGCAACAAUCAGCAGCAGCAACAGCAGAAUAGCUACCAGCAGCAACAGCACAAAUACCAGCAGCAGCGGUUGCAGCGGCAGCAUUUCUAUCCGCCGCCGACGACAGCGACUACACGUCGCUAUUCUCCAUCACCACCACCACCUCCGACACCCUACUACCACCAUCCCCAUUACCAUCAAUACCAUCAUCAUUACACUACUGCGCGUCCGCGCCAACCCUAUUGGCCCCCACCAUCACACCAUGCUCAGCCACCAUCUCAUGUGCCGGCGCGCGCCUAUCCCUAUUGA